GAUCAAAAGAUUUUAAACCUAAUGGAUCAUCAAGGCAAGAACAACUUACAAAAGAAUCAUUAAAUGCCUUGAAUAAAGUUUUGAGUGAGGAGAGAAGUGGAUCAAGUCGGCAAUUUUGUAUUGCAACAUGGUAUUCAACUCCAACAAAUAAAGCACUAGUAACAACUAUUAAAGGAAAUCAUUUUCAUAAUAUGGGCCACUCCAUCUCAGGGCAACAAUGGUUACUUCCUGAAGAAACAUUAUUUUUGUUGGAAAGAGGAUCAUUAGUUGUUUAUUAUGACAAUACACCUAUUUCAUUGCAACAGGCUUAUAAUUUAAUGAUUUGUGAUUGGCUAAGCUUUGAAAAGUAUCAGAUGAAGAAAGAUCAGAACAAAAAAAUUGUAUAUGCAUAUUUGAAAAGAAUUGGAUAUACUGUCUUGAGGACAACAUCAUUAUCAUUAUUGCUAUCAAAGAAAAAAUCAAAGAGAAAUAAUGAUCAAAAUAAAAGAAUAGUGGAAGAGGAAGGGGCAGGCAGAGGAAUUUUAUUGAAUACAAAUAAACAAAUGAUCAAUGAUGUAAAUUUUACUCAAAGAUUUAGUAGAUUAUUCAUACAAGGAGCAGAUCUAUCAUUUGGAAAUACAUUAAAGAGAUUAUUUAGCUUCUUUGAUGAUAAAAAUAAGAGCGAGGAUAAUGGCAAACAAAUGAUGGGACCAAUAGUAAAAUCUAAAUCAUGUAGCAGUUAUGAAAAACCUCCAAAUUUAAAAAACCUUGAAAAACUUUUCAACAAAAAUGAAAAUUCAAAUAUUGUAUUUGCAUUAGUUGAAGGUGGAAAUAUUUCAUUUGUAGAAGUUG
Entrophospora sp. SA101 is the source of this 831-nucleotide messenger RNA. The record is from the annotation of a GenBank genome assembly. Lineage: Eukaryota; Fungi; Glomeromycota; Glomeromycetes; Entrophosporales; Entrophosporaceae.